GCGCAGGCGCUGUGGCGCCCCUAGGCUUGGCCUCCCAGAGACUCGCGGACGCUCACGAUAACCAAGGACGACCGCGAACCAAGGGCAAAAUAACAUGGCAGCCAGACGAAUUACACAGGAGACUUUUGAUGCUGUAUUACAAGAAAAAGCCAAACGAUAUCACAUGGAUGCCAGUGGUGAGGCUGUAAGCGAAACUCUUCAGUUUAAAGCUCAAGAUCUCUUAAGGGCAGUCCCAAGAUCCAGAGCAGAGAUGUAUGAUGACGUCCACAGCGAUGGCAGAUACUCCCUCAGUGGAUCUGUAGCUCACUCUAGAGAUGCCGGAAGAGAAGGCCUGAGAAGUGACGUAUUUCCAGGGCCUUCCUUCAGAUCAAGCAACCCUUCCAUCAGUGAUGACAGCUACUUUCGCAAAGAAUGUGGCCGGGAUCUGGAAUUUUCUCACUCUGAUUCUCGGGACCAGGUCAUUGGCCACCGGAAAUUGGGGCAUUUCCGUUCUCAGGACUGGAAAUUUGCGCUCCGUGGUUCUUGGGAACAAGACUUUGGCCAUCCAGUUUCUCAAGAGUCCUCUUGGUCACAGGAGUAUAGUUUUGGUCCCUCUGCAGUUUUGGGGGACUUUGGAUCUUCCAGGCUGAUUGAGAAAGAGUGUUUGGAGAAGGAGAGUCGGGAUUAUGACGUGGACCAUCCUGGGGAGGCUGACUCUGUGCUUAGGGGCGGCAGUCAAGUCCAGGCCAGAGGUCGAGCUCUAAACAUCGUUGACCAGGAAGGUUCCCUCCUAGGAAAGGGGGAGACUCAGGGCCUGCUCACAGCUAAGGGGGGUGUUGGGAAACUUGUCACAUUGAGAAAUGUGAGCACAAAAAAAAUACCCACCGUGAAUCGUAUUACUCCCAAAACUCAGGGCACUAACCAAAUCCAGAAAAACACUCCAAGUCCUGAUGUGACCCUGGGGACAAACCCAGGGACAGAAGAUAUCCAGUUCCCCAUUCAGAAGAUCCCUCUGGGGCUGGAUCUGAAGAAUCUUCGGCUCCCCAGAAGAAAGAUGAGCUUUGACAUCAUAGAUAAGUCUGAUGUUUUUUCAAGAUUUGGGAUAGAAAUAAUCAAAUGGGCAGGAUUCCACACCAUAAAAGAUGAUAUUAAAUUUUCCCAACUUUUCCAGACUCUCUUUGAACUUGAAACAGAAACCUGUGCUAAAAUGCUUGCCUCAUUCAAAUGUUCCUUAAAACCAGAGCACAGAGAUUUUUGCUUUUUUACUAUCAAAUUUUUAAAGCACUCUGCUUUGAAAACACCCAGAGUUGAUAAUGAGUUUUUAAACAUGCUUUUAGACAAAGGUGCUGUGAAGACCAAAAAUUGCUUUUUUGAAAUCAUAAAGCCUUUUGACAAGUACAUAAUGAGACUUCAAGACCGGCUUCUGAAGAGUGUCACACCUUUGCUUAUGGCCUGCAAUGCCUACGAGCUAAGUGUCAAGAUGAAGACCCUCAGUAACCCCCUGGACUUGGCUCUUGCCCUAGAAACCACCAACUCUCUCUGCCGGAAGUCUUUGGCCCUUUUGGGACAGACAUUUUCCUUGGCCUCUUCUUUCCGGCAGGAGAAAAUCUUAGAAGCUGUCGGCCUGCAAGAUAUAGCUCCCUCACCUGCUGCGUUUCCAAACUUCGAAGACUCCACUUUGUUUGGGCGAGAGUACAUAGACCACCUGAAGGCCUGGCUAGUCAGCAGCGGAUGUCCCCUCCAGGUUAAGAAAGCCGAACCAGAGCCGAUGCGAGAGGAGGAGAAAAUGAUUCCUCCUACGAAACCUGAAAUUCAGGCCAAGGCUCCAAGUAGUCUGAGUGAUGCUGUCCCCCAGCGAGCAGAUCACAGGGUAGUGGGCACCAUCGACCAGCUUGUGAAACGUGUCAUCGAAGGCAGCCUGUCUCCCAAAGAGAGAACUCUUCUCAAAGAGGACCCUGCUUACUGGUUUUUGUCUGAUGAAAAUAGUCUGGAGUAUAAAUAUUACAAGCUGAAGUUGGCAGAAAUGCAGCGGAUGAGCGAGAACUUGCGAGGAGCCGACCAGAAGCCGACCUCAGCAGACUGUGCAGUGAGGGCCAUGCUGUACUCCCGGGCUGUCCGCAACCUCAAGAAGAAACUCCUUCCGUGGCAGCGGCGGGGGCUCCUCCGUGCUCAAGGGCUCCGGGGCUGGAAGGCGAGGAGAGCGACCACCGGGACCCAGACCCUCCUAUCCUCAGGCACCAGGCUGAAACACCACGGCCGGCAGGCUCCAGGCCUCUCACAGGCAAAACCAUCCCUGCCAGACAGAAAUGAUGCUGCCAAGGACUGCCCGCCAGACCCAGUUGGACCUUCUCCUCAGGACCCCAGCUUAGAAGCCUCAGGCCCAUCCCCCAAGCCAGCAGGAGUGGACAUCUCUGAAGCACCUCAGACCUCUUCUCCCUGCCCAUCUGCUGACAUUGACAUGAAGACAAUGGAGACUGCAGAGAAACUGGCUAGAUUUGUUGCUCAGGUGGGACCAGAGAUCGAACAAUUCAGCAUAGAAAACAGCACCGAUAACCCUGACCUGUGGUUUCUACAUGACCAAAAUAGUUCUGCUUUCAAAUUCUAUCGAAAGAAAGUGUUUGAACUAUGUCCAUCAAUUUGUUUCACGUCAUCUCCGCACAACCUUCACACUGGUGGUGGUGACACCACGGGUUCUCAGGAGAGCCCCGUGGACCUCAUGGAAGGGGAAGCAGAGUUUGAAGACGAGCCCCCUCCGCGGGAGGCUGAGCUGGAGAGCCCAGAGGUGAUGCCUGAGGAGGAGGACGAGGACGAUGAGGAUGGGGGAGAGGAGGCCCCCGCUCCUGGAGGGGCGGGCAAGUCUGAGGGCAGCACCCCUGCCGACGGCCUUCCCGGCGAGGCUGCCGAGGACGACCUGGCUGGAGCACCUGCCUUGUCACAGGCCUCCUCAGGUACCUGCUUCCCUCGGAAGAGGAUCAGCAGCAAGUCAUUGAAGGUUGGCAUGAUUCCAGCUCCCAAGAGAGUGUGUCUCAUCCAGGAGCCAAAAGUCCAUGAACCAGUUCGAAUUGCCUAUGACAGGCCUCGGGGUCGUCCCAUGUCCAAAAAGAAGAAACCCAAGGACUUGGACUUCGCCCAGCAGAAGCUGACCGAUAAGAACCUGGGCUUCCAGAUGCUGCAGAAGAUGGGCUGGAAGGAGGGCCAUGGCCUGGGCUCCCUCGGAAAGGGCAUCAGGGAGCCGGUCAGCGUGUACGCAGCAGGCAGCCUGGGGUGGGAGUGGGUGGGGCCUCAGUCCUUCCACCUGCAGCCUGCCGCUUGGCUCCUUCACAGCCAAGAUGGCUUACAGCUGGCAGUUGAUUUUUGUUUUUUAAACAGAAGGCAUCUUCAGAUGAGAAGCUGAUCAUUUACAUGUGCAGGUGUUUACAGGGCUCCUUUCUGUCCUGGUGUAGAUUUUUUAACCAGCUUGUUGGCCCUGGUCAUUUUGGCCACAUUUGUGACCAUCAUAAAAGCUAAGUGGUAUUUCUGUGUAGUUUCCGUCUGGAACUGCUUUCCCAUUCCCGGGAACCCAUAGCCGGGCCAGCCAGGGUCCCGAACACAGGCCCAAAGUUUAUUAAACCCCGAUCAUAACCUCCAGCAGGCAUUUCAUUUAAUACUGAGCUUAGUUCCUGCUGGGUAAGGCAUUCCGAGGUAACCAGGGCCCUCUGGGCACCCCCUCAAAAGCCAGCUCUUCGAGGGUGAGUACUCCUUGUUUCUACUGUGAGUCGCGUCUUGAUUUUCCCUUUCUUUGAUGUCUCAGUGUGUGUCCCAAACACCUGCAUCUCAUGGACUGUUUGUGCCCAUGCCCAGUUCCUGGCAUGCCAGGCCCUGGGCUCAGGUGCACAACUGACUCUCUUUUUCACUCCCUAGGGGAACCCCCUCGGAAGGGGAAGGGUUGGGUGCUGACGGGCAGGAGCACAAAGAAGACACAUUCGAUGUGUUCCGACAGAGGAUGAUGCAGAUGUACAGACACAAGCGGGCCAACAAAUAGGUAUGUUCACAGGCCAGUGUGUAAGGCCGUCUGCCCUCGCUGGCGUGCUGGUAUGCAGAGAAAUUUCCCCCAACAAAGUUGAUGUUCCCUGCUCCCCCAAAAAUGCCACACACAAAAAAAAUCACAAAAUUCUGUGAGGGAAACAAAAGGGUCUAUGGAUGUGGAUAUGCCCCAUUCUUACCUUCCAGGUUUGCUGAAGGAGCAAACCUCACACUGGCCAAGGGCAGAUGCGCAUGGCCUGCCUGGUGCCCCGGCUGUGAGCCCCUCAAGGCCUCCAGGCCAGCCUCCGUGGAUGUGCGUGUGGAAAUAGGCCACGCCUGUCUCUUCUCUUGCUCAAGUUUUCUCUCACAGAUGACAGCCACCUACCACAUAACAUGACCAGCAAACGGACUGUUCCUAGUCCAGAGGGCCUUGCCAUCAUGCAAGUGGAAGGGCGACUGUGACAGCCACUGCCACAGAGGAUGGCAGUUGGCUGUGUCCCUUUGUGAGGGUCUUCAAAUCCUUUUCCUUCUGCAGGGCCUUGGGCCUGUAAAUAUCCUCAUCUUUCUAUUCUUUUUUUUUUUUAGUUGCCCCCUCACCUAAUUUCCACCUCAGUUUUGAACAAAAUCGUUCUCUUCCUGAAUAGAUCAAAACCACUGAUGUGAAAGAUAAGCCUUGAAGCAGCAAUUGCCCUUAAAACAUCAUCCCUGCCCUGGAUCGGCCUGGAGCCAGUGCCCAAGUACGGUUUGGUGUGUACAUGAAAACAAACGUCUCUGCAGUCUCUGGGGCGGAGGUUUCGCUGGCUUUUCUUUCUCUCAAAGAAAAAAACAUGCACCAUUUUCAAUGUGCUUUUGCCUCUCCUCUCUGUUCACAUGCUUUUAGCAGCAAGUCCCCUCCAAAUCUGUCUUGGUUCCCCUUCAGAAGGUGGCGCUGCCCCCGAAAGGCACCUCAGCCUGUGAGUGCUGAGGAACCAGCUCCUCUGGCUGAUUUUCCAGUUGGACUGGCCAUUGCUCUCCAGAAGUGCUCUGUUAGCAAACGUGAUGUGGAAACGAUCACAGAUGGUGUUUUCUCGUUGUUCGCCAGAAUUUAUACGGGGGAGACAAAUUCCCGGUAAUUACCAAGUCUGCACUCGGGUACCAAAGCUCUGAAGCUCUCUGAACAGUUGCCAUACUUGAGUUGAUGAAUGUGUUAUUCAUGGUGUCUCAUCUCAUCAAUGCAUCUUGAGAGACUUAAUGAAAUUUUAGCAACAGUAUAGAAUAGCUCUAUCGGGUGGGGAGUAAUCAUUAAACAGAUGAAAUCGGCCCCAGAUUUACAUGUCUCUUUAGAAUCCACAGUGUAAGCAAACUACAGUUACAAAGGGAUGGGGGUUGUAAACCCUCUGAGACUCUGCACUUUUCGCACGUAUGGCAUCGUCAAGUGCUGUCUUAUUACAGCCUUUGUAAGGAGAGGCAGGCUCCUCCUGGGGUGGGCUCUGCAGCUGCUCUAUUUCCAGGCAUGUGAUCGCCCCCGCUCUCCAGAUUCCCCAGCACUCUGCUGCGUGUAACUCCACUCAAUUCUCCACUCAUCCUUCCUUGUGAAGCAGGAUCGUUGAAGUUUUAAGUAUGGGCAAAAAUCUGGAAAACUUAGGAUCCCUCUGACACCCCAGGAUUAGGGGACACAGCAGUGGCUAGGGCAUCAGCCACAGAACUGAGCGGGAAAUGCCACUUGUAUUGGCUGUAAAGAAAUCCUGGCUUUGGGCCAGGCACAGUGGCUCAAGCCUGUAAUCCCAGCACUUUAGGAGGUUGAGGCGGAUGGAUCACCUGAGGUCAGGAGUUUGAGACCAGCCUGGCCAACAUGGUGUAACCCCGUCUCUACUAAAAAUACAAAAAAAUUAGCCAGGCGUGGUAGCGGGCACCUGUAAUCCCAGCUACUCAGGAGGCUGAGGCAGGAGAAUCACUUGAACCGGGGAGGCAGAGGUUGCAGUGAGCUGAGAUCAUGCCACUCCACUCCAGCCUGGGCGACAGAGCAAGACUCCAUCUCCAAAAAAAAAAAAAAAAAAGGCCGGCACGGUGACUCACGCCUAUAAUUCCAGCACUUUGGGAGGCCGAGGCAGGUGGAUCACGAGGUCAAGAGAUCGAGACCAUCCUGGCCAACAUGGUGAAACCCUGUCUCUACUAAAAAUGCAAAAAAUUAGCUGGGCGUGGUGGCGGGCGCUUGUAGUCCCAGCUACUCAGGAGGCUGAGGCAGGAGAAUCACUUGAACCCGGGAGGCGGAGGUUGCAGUGAGCCGAGAUUGUGCCACCGCACUCCAGCCUGGCAACAGAGCGAGACUCUGUCUCAAAAAAAAAAAAGGAAAUCCUGGCUUUCUUUAAGCCACAGACUUCCUAGGCUGUGGUCCCAGCUCCUUGUCUGCCUGGUCCCUGUCACCUUGCAGUGCCACCACCCCCAGGGGCUCUGCUUGCUUCCAGUGGCUUCUGUAGCUUUGGCAACUGGCAGAUCUUUAUGGCAGUAGAGGUGCCAGCAUGGAGGAUGGAGUUUGGGUUUAUAACCCAACCCUCGAACGAACCAGCCUGUGGGGGCCUGGAGUGGAGCUGGUUUUGGGGAGUCACAGGUGCGGGGGGUUCAUCUUCUCCUUUCUCCUUCUCCUUUCCUGACCCCUCCGACAGCUUCCAUGUUGGCCAUGGGUCAGGUGAAUGGAUGGAGCUCCAAGCGGGGCUCAGCCCAUUGACCCGAGCGAGGCGCACACACCUGCAGCGUGGAUCAAGCGCACUCUCUCCAGCAUCGCCCUGACCAUUCCAUGUGCUUUGUCCUAGCAUGUUCAUUCUUGACUUUCUCCACUUCAUUUUAUUAAAAAGUUAAAUGCUUUAGGAAUCUGUGGCGUGUGGCCACUGACCGCCCCCCACCUCCUGCCGCUCCUCCAAGUUUGAGCUGAGAUGGUUCUGUGAGUCCUUGGCAGGGGUCAAAGGGCACAUCUCCUUGAACCUAGAAAGCCCCCUACACUCUCAGAGGACACCUCUCCUGUGGAUUCAGCGCUGGGGCAGUGAAGGUGUCGGGAGCCAGCAGAGCAUGGUGCGUGCUGCCAGCUGCCGGCCAGCCGGGAUAGAGGAGAUGCCACUGGCCCUCCGUGCCCCCAGCCCCUCCCUCUUAACCGAGGCUGUCCUUGCUCUCUGCAGAGGCCGCUCUGCAGGAUCCUCGUGUCGCGCGUGAUGUGUGGUGGCACAGCCGUGUCAAAGUCACAGUGUCUUUUCUGUCGUUCUAGUUCCAGGGUCACCCCCGAGAGGACAACAGGCAUCUGGAAGUGCUCUCUCGCCACUCUGGGUGCUUUACUGUCUCUGGCUUGUUUCCAUCACUGGAAAUCACUUAGAGAAUUGUAGUGUUUUUGGUCCUUGAUAAAGCCUAGAAGACAUUUGUGAUGUUACAAAAUGGAAGUUUUCUUUUGUUUCUGUUUUUUAAGAUCUAAGAAGUUGUGAAUGUUGUUAAUCAUUUAGCCGUUGCAAUAAAUGUAGAGGAAAUGCA
Molecule: messenger RNA, 7473 nt
Organism: Homo sapiens (human)
Lineage: Eukaryota; Metazoa; Chordata; Mammalia; Primates; Hominidae
Gene: SUGP2
Product: SURP and G-patch domain containing 2
Exons: 9
Coding region: 95-3373 (1092 amino acids)
Biological process (GO): RNA processing
Cellular component (GO): nucleus
Molecular function (GO): RNA binding; nucleic acid binding
Source: RefSeq, a predicted model, not a curated record